Messenger RNA from Musa acuminata subsp. malaccensis (wild Malaysian banana), 990 nucleotides. RefSeq names its product FCS-Like Zinc finger 13. The record is from RefSeq and is a predicted model, not a curated record. NCBI's taxonomy places the organism in Eukaryota, Viridiplantae, Streptophyta, Magnoliopsida, Zingiberales, Musaceae.
GCCAAUCGUAAAGAAGCGACAGCGAUUGAAGUAGACGUCGACGGGAGUCUUGGAAGUCGUCUCAGGAAACACGGAGCGAAGGCCAAUUACUCCACCUCUCCGGCCACGGAGAUCUGAGACGACACAGGCCGGGAUGGUGCAUCAACCACGCCCAAUCAUCGGAAAGCUGCCGGACGCUUUCGGUCUCGGUGACCGGAUGUGGCUCACCGGCGCAAUCCCGAGCCCGACCACCCCAUCCGAGCGGAAUUCCCUGUAUCCGAGGAGGUGGAAGAAUAGCGAUUCUGGUGGCGUCGGACUAGGCAUCGCAGUGGCGCUCGAGAAGGCCGGCGGCGAGAGCCCGAGGAAGCUCCACGCGACGACUUUACCGAUCGCGAUCGGUUCGCCGAGGACGAGUCGUCCUCAAGUGUGCCCCGGGGGUAGGCAUUGGGAGAGGGCUCAAGGGGGUUGUUGUGCAUCGCCACCGCCGGUCGCCACCGAAGAGUCCCAGGUGGCUGACUUCCUCAGCAACUGCUUUCUGUGUGGGAAGAGGCUACACGGGAUGGAUAUCUUCAUGUAUAGAGAGAAGGCGUUCUGCAGCAUGGAGUGCCGAUAUCAACAGAUGGUGAGCGACGAGUACCAGGAGAAACGUGGCGUUGAAGCCCCGAAUCCAUCUGGCUCGCCCUACUCCGGCGGCCAACUCUUCUUUACGGCUAUCGUGGUGUCAUGACUCCCCUUCGUUGUUGAGGCUGAGAUCAGGGCAUCAAAUAUUCCGGCAUCAACGAGAGAUGAUCCGUUGCUUGUAGGCGGAGACGUGCGUUCGAAGUAUGCACCUUUGUAUGUGCAUCCAUAGGCGUAUACGUUUGAAGGUUCGCAAGAUUGAGCAAGAAUCGUUAGUUGAUUUGCCCGAGGAAAAAGAUGAGACAGAAAUUGUUACUUGUAAUCGAAGUUUCAACACCUGUGUGUGUUUUUGCCAAUAAUUGAACUCGAGACAUCUUGGUUUACUCUUUUUCU